This is a messenger RNA of Pseudoliparis swirei, 1131 nucleotides long. RefSeq lists its product as uncharacterized. The transcript has 3 exons. Bases 228 to 860 code for a protein of 210 amino acids. The record is from RefSeq and is a predicted model, not a curated record. Lineage: Eukaryota; Metazoa; Chordata; Actinopteri; Perciformes; Liparidae.
UGGCAAGAUGGCGUCCUCGAGCAGGACGGAAGACGAAGAAAAUACACCGGAAUAUAUUAAUAAAUCAAAAAACAAACUUUGUUUUAUGCAUAUUACUUCAGUCAAGCACGAGGAGGUACAUUAUUUCACCACUACACGAUGGAAUACAUACAGGACAAGCCUACAAACGUGGCUCGGGUUGGACGGUGAGUCUCGGGACGUGGCUGAGAACUUCAAACACUGUGUUGAUGUGGAGUUUGACGAUAUUCCCGAGGAUGCUGGCUUCCAUCACACGUGCUACCGUAGAUUUACGGACAAAAAAAUCCAUGGCAAAGGUGGAAAGACGUCUCGCACGUGAGAGACAAGAAGCGACGGAAAACCACGAGGCCAUUCCAUCGACUUCUGGCACGAGUCCAACAAAGAAACUGCGAUCCAGGUCAGGGCUGCCAAUCGCAGGCUCUGGCCCCGUUCUUCCUGCCCUGGGCAUAAUUUGCCAAAAAAAGGAGAAGUUCGUCAACCGAGCAGGCAAACGACAAAGGGAUACUCUGUCAAAGGCUGAAACAUUAACAGCAGGCCAAUUGCAGAAAGCUGCCGAGUUGAAGGAGGACCAAAGUAUUCUUUUGCAUAUACAAGACAAAGACUGUGUGGCUCUGGAUGUGCAGUACCACAAAGGCUGUUAUAAUCAGUACACCGGGUUUUUGAUGAGGCCUGAAAAACCAGAGAAAGAACAGAAUGAGCCCACGUUUGAUGUCAGCGAUAAGAUAUUCUGUGAAAGGAUCAUUCGCCAAAGGCUGCUUGUCAACCAAGAGGUGCUGAGAAUGGGCCAGCUGAGGAAGGCCUUCAUUGAACUGGUGAAAGCAAAUGAAGGUCUUGAUGUGUGACUGUUAAGGAGGGUGUACAGUCUGUUCAUGUUGUUGAAGACCUGCAGUGUGAUCAUGAAGAAUGUGACACAAGGGUGUUUUUACAUGCACAACAUGCUGCACGGGAGCAUAAAGCUGUCAUCAUCAAGAGCUCUGACACUGAUGUGGCAGUCAUUGCUGUAAGUGUGCAGACAGAUUUCCCAUGCAGUUUAUAUGUUUUCACAGGGACUGGCAACAGGACACGUAUCAUUGACAUUACCAAGGUGUCAUCAGCUCUCGGAACCAGUGUGUG